Molecule: messenger RNA, 3933 nt
Organism: Orussus abietinus
Lineage: Eukaryota; Metazoa; Arthropoda; Insecta; Hymenoptera; Orussidae
Product: NHS-like protein 1
Exons: 6
Coding region: 610-3432 (940 amino acids)
Source: RefSeq, a predicted model, not a curated record
GCUGCACUCGGUGGGACUUCCUCGGGGUGAAAAAGAAGGAAAUAACUAGGCGAUAGUCUUGCUUUCUAACUGUGGUUCGUAACAGAAAUGUAGGUUUUCAGAAUUAGGCUAAUCCUGGAACCGGAGCUUCACUUUAAUCUAACCCAAUCUAAUAAAGCUGUAAGGAUGUCAAUGCUCAAGAUCUUGUUUUUUAUUGGCAACAAUUGGUAAUCCUGGUCAUUCGUAUAAUGGCGGAUUGCGAGCAGAAGUCUGUUCUUUCGAUAUCAAUAGUUGCGGAGAUUCCCUUGAUGUUGGUCAAUGACAAAUGCUUUCUGGACUAGCAAAUAGAAUUCAGAAGCAUUUUCGUCCGGGUACAAGCAAGAAGCUAAGUGAAUGCUUAAUAGCGUUAAAUGGGGAAGAAACCGGGUGCAUCGUGCUUGCAUGCAGCUCGUGGUUUAAUUUCCAGCGGGUGGUAAAUCAACGUGAUUCUCGUGUUUUACAAUUAAACCGUUGACACGCGAAUAAUGGCCCAAUUUUCACUUUGUGGGGAGUAAACGAUUUGAGGUUCAAAGAUUUGCAAAGAAAUUCAGCUACCAUUAAAUAUCAGCUGUUGAAGGCGCAAGUGGCGCGAUGGAUGGGCGCGGAAAAGGAAACUCCGAUUCUUGUAAAGUAAGUAAAACCAACGACGAUGUGCGGCGUGCCAUCGACGGUUCAAAGGAAACUCCUGACGAGGAUCUGCAAGAGUUUCUGGAUGACGAGGAUUUCAUGGAGGGAUUGGACGUCGUCGAUGCAUGGAACGGCGAAGAAGAGAAGGGCAGAGAGAAGGAAGCACGCAGGAGUCGAGGCAGGGAUCGGGAGUACCGAAGAUCGUCUAGGGAUCAUCAUCGACGCGAACGAAGAGGGUCAUAUACUCGGGAGCGGUCGAGGCGAGAAGACAAGAAGAGGGAGGAACUACGUCGGGAUCCGAGCAAGAGUACAAAAGACAUCGAAAGGGACAAGUUGCGGACGAAGAAGGACUCGGAGAGUAAAAUGCUAGCGGAAAAGGAGAAGGCCAUCAAGCAUCUGCUGGACUCGGACAACGUCGUUCCGCCGGGUACCGAAGCCGAGGCCAUUCAGGACAUCGCCGAGAAGCAGAAUCAGGAAAGGAACUUGACGCGUCUCAGAAGAAGCCGAGAGCGUCGUAGAAGCUUGGAGCGACGCAAACCGAGUCCAGGUCGCCGUAGAAGCACCGAGAGACUUAGGCUAAGUCCCUUGCGCCAUAGAAGUCCACUGAUUCUCAGCCCCGACCAUCGUAGAACUGCCCUUAAAUUAAGUUCCGAACGACACAGAAGCCCUAUUAGAUUAAGCAUCGAAAGAAGAAGGAGCCCGCUGAAUCUUCACGGAAGCCCCCUGCUGCCGAGCCCGGAGCGGCGUCGAAGUCCUCGCAGGCUGAGUUCCGAACGUUCCAGGAGGUUAAGUUGGGAGCGCAGAGCGAGCUUGGAAAGAAGGUGGAGCGCGGAGCGGCACAGAAGACGACUCGAACAGCACGAACGCGAAAUUAAGCUUAUGAGCCGAAGGAGCCGAUCUCGCGAUCGCCACCGAAGCCGCAGCUUGGACCGCCACCGACGAAGGCACAGCCGCUCGUCGGUGGAUAAACGAUUCAGCCCUAGGCGUCGAACUCGCAGUCGAAGCAAAUCGGUGGAUCGGCGGGCCCGGAAGCGAUCGCCCUUCAUCAACGAAAUCGCCCGGCAGUUCAGGAACGAGGCGGCCGCGCCAGGCCCAACGAAUUCGGGAUACCCAGGUUCGACGAUGGCAGGAAUUCCGCCGCUGAUGGGUCUGUCGAUGCCGUACCAGCAGGAGUCGGACCCGGGACCGCCACCUCCGAUGUACCUACACCACCAGCAAGGACCACCGGGACCCGGAGGACCGCCGGCGCCGCCACCGGGACCGCCGGGACCGCCGGGACCGCCGGGACCGCCCGGGCCACCCAGCGGGGUCCAGCUCCCGGGAGGACCUCCGGCUUUCCUAAACUACGAGUCCCGACCCCCCCAAUCGCAGAUGAAUUUCGAACCGAUGCCUUUGCACCCCGUACCUCCGCAACCCGACUACUCGGCAGGCCCGGUAAUGUACAAUCAGCCGAACCCCGGCCACGUGCAGCCGUCGCACCGGCCGCCCCUCCUUCCGCUCCCGGUCCUCUCGCCCCAGCCCGUGCCUGCUCCCGUCCCGCCCGACCACGGGAACCAGCCGAUGCCCUACAACCAGCCGCGCUGCCUCUCCAACGUCCAAAUGACUCCGAACCAGCCGACUCCCGCGAGCUCGCACGCCUACAAGGAACGUCGGACGACCAGUCCCUACAAUGGGUUGCAGGCUCGCCAUAAAGAGCGUCUGAGGACGCCCGAGCCGCCAGUGAUCUCGGAUUCAAAACCCUUCGAAAAGACCAGCUUGUCCAGUCUGCUGGAGGCAUCGGUAUCCGCCAAAGAUUCGACUGGUCUACCGGUCUCGUACCCAGGAUUCAAGCUGGAAAUACUUCGACAUUGCGAACACGCGUUGCGAGAUCUGCCGAUGGAAGAUCCGCGUUUAAAGAUGAAGGGCCGAUUCUUCUUCGACCCGACGAAGGAGCGCUCCAAGACCGCGAGCACCGAGUGCUCGUCGAACUCCAUCCUCCUGAGGGCAGGGAAGAACAAGCUGUCCUGGAACGACGAGGAGGAGAAGCAGCCCGUGGCCGCGAAGGUGGGCUCUAACGUUCACCAGAAGAUCUGUCAGACGGACGAAGUGGAGACGGAGUCGAGGGCCGUGCAGGCGAGCGUGGUGACCGUCGACGCGAGCGUGCAAGUCCACCCAAUGGACAUCCAGCAGGCGACGAGGGAGGAGAAGAGGCCCAUCAUGGACCGACUGGACUGGGACAUGCGGGAGACCUUCGACUACGCUCCGAAGGCUCGGGAAGCCGACGACCUCAGGUGGAGCCUGAGCAGCUCCCAGAAGCGAGCUUGGGGAAGGUCGGGGUCGCCGGGCAGGGGAUUCGAGGACCGCGGCCACGCCGCUCUCCCGGACACCGUCCCGACGCCGGACCACGGCUCGCGGACCCUGCACCUGGGCUCGCCGACGCGCCGGGACGGCUUCUCCGCUCGCAGGGGGUCCGUCCGCGAGCGCCUUCUGCGGGACGAGUACUCCCCGGGGACGUAUCGGCACGCGAUGGAGGAGCCCGACGACUACCGCGACGAGAACGACAGGAGCGAGCACAGCAGGGGCGAGAGUCCGAUGGCGCUGCAGGACUCGGCGGAUGAGCUGGAGGACGAUCAGGAGGCCGGCUACGAGGACGACGACGAUGGUGGCCGAGGGGACUGGCACGGGAGGGGCAAGCCGAUGCGCGGGAAGCUCUCGGCUCUCUACAAGCUGCGAGGAGCCCUGAGAGGAGGCAAACUCACCGGAAGACCCUACCGGGGCGGCCGAGGGGGUUACCGCGGCAAGUUCUGAGGGCCCCUCGCCCCCGACUCGGCGCUACCUCCGUCGAGUCUCCCCGGGAGGCGAACGUCGUCGGGACACCGACGCGGGAACGAAACUAUUAUAACCGAUACUUUUAUAUCACGUUGUACAGAAUUGCGAUUUUAUCGGAUCCACUCGGGCCCCGAGACGCGGCCGAGAGUAUUCGUCCCUCUUUCGACCCUCGAGGAACGUCCACGCGGGGGAGACGCGCUCGCGGCGACGUCCGUCCCGGGUCAUCGGGGCGGCGGAGCCCUCGGCCGUCCCGGCGAGGAACGCCUCGCCAACGUUUUCGAACCCAAAGCCGAGAGGUGGACGCGCUCGUUCGUCAAGGAACGCAAAGGAAACCUCACGUUUCGGUUGUGCGUUAUAAAUAGUUAUAAUUACGUAUCGCGUUAUCUGCUAUAGAACGCGGACGGGCGUCGGUCCAAAAUCCAGGCUGACGAGAAAAUGUAUCGGCGAGAGGGCGGUAUUUACGAAUAAAGACGUCGAUCC